AUGACUUUUAAUAUCCCAUUCAAAAGUGGGAUUCCGAAGAUCUAUUCUCAAAAUCAAGAUGCCCUUGCAAUGAUUCAUUACCGGUUUGAACUCAUCAAGAGUUUGCGAAUUGUUAUUUCAUCAACGGAAUCACUUAGCCGUAUCAUUACAUCUCUUGCCGAACAAAAUCCACAAGAUUUACUUGAUUUUUCAAACGAAGGUGGAAUCUUUUUUGUUAUCUAUUCUCCAUUUGAAAGAAAGGCUCUUGCUUAUACAGACACAGCAUUUCACAUUGACAGCACAUACAACCUCAUUGAAAAUAACUAUCCAUUGUAUGUCAUCACAAAGAAGUGUGAACAUGACACAAUAUUUCCGCUUUUAUAUUUCAUUGUUUAUCCAGAUACUGCUGAUAAUCUCCAAGUACUAUUGGUCAGAUAUUUUCAGUGGUUGAACUAUGAACCAAGAAGGUUUAGCUCAGAUUGCAGUCGAUAUCGAAAAUGGCUUUCCUUUAGCAAAACAUGA
Messenger RNA from Trichomonas vaginalis G3, 501 nucleotides. Its product is annotated as MULE transposase domain-containing protein. Lineage: Eukaryota; Parabasalia; Trichomonadida; Trichomonadidae. The transcript has a single exon. The coding region runs from base 1 to 501 and encodes 166 amino acids. The record is from RefSeq and is a predicted model, not a curated record.